AUGUCUAACCGCACGAAGCGCAAGUUCGACAUCGACCCCACUGCUUCCGAUCCGGAGGACGACGAUUACGACGACGUCGAGCGCGCGCCACCGCAACGUCGCCGCGCCAAUAGGACCCCGGGCACGAAGAAGAAAGGCAGCAAGCGCCAGCGUCGCCUCUACAACGGCUCCGACGUCGACGACGACGACGACGACAUCAUUGAGGACGACUCCUUCACCGACCGCUCCGAGUCUGAGGAGCCCGAGGUCAACCCUGCGACAGGCCGUAGCGUGCGCCGCGCGACCAAGAAGCAAGUCACGUACGAAGAGAGCGAAGAAGACGAGAUAGAAGACACGCCUUCUGAAAGCGACGACGACAGGCCGCGAGCUACAGGGCAACGACGCGCAAAGCCAUCGAUCGAAGAGGUCGAGAAGCCUUCGCUCAUCGUCAAGCUGAAGAUGCCUGAACACGCUGUUGCCCGCAGUUUGCGCACGCGCACGGGCAGCAAAUCCAUCGCGCCUACGCGUGGGAAGACGCCUGAAGUCGCUGGCACGCGGCGUAGUAGCCGCCUCUCGCACGAUGUAGAAGCACCGAUAGUGGCCCUUUCCGACUCUGGGCGACAUGUCAAUGUUGUUCGGGAAGGCACUCGGACGCCCGAGCCAUCGGUUGCCCGCACUACUAGAGGUGGCAAGGGCCCCAAAGUCCAGGCGCCCAGCACCAUUGAAGAAGCCUCCCAGGAAGUUUCCAUGAUCCGCGACGAGGGCGAAGAAGACAGUCCGGGCCCACUCGACAAGCUCCUUGCCGGAGAAAUGCAGGUAGAAUCCAGCGCAAGGGAGUCACCAGAACAGGAGGCCCAAGGAACCAAGGAGGAGGAAGCGGAAAACGAUGAGGGCAUGGAAGGCGUCAUCCAAGAGUCCCAGCACAACCGUGCCGCAGAGGACUCUGAUGAAGAAGAAGGACCCAUCACGCGUGGCGGUCGCAAUUUGCGGUCGCGAGCGACAUCGCAGAAACGUAAGAGGGGCGCCGAGGAAAGCAGCGACUUCGAGCCAGUUGAUGUUGACGCUGAAGGAGAGGAGGAGGAGAUGUCUGAUUCAGACAACGGCAAAGGCAAAGGCACAGCUUCUGAGAGCGCCUCAGGCUCCGCACGCAAAUCGAACCGCACUAGAGGCCGGACACGACAGUCUCAGCGAAGCAGGCGCAACUCAUCUGAAGAAGAGUCUGCACUGGACGACGACGAACUACAAGACGAGCUGCAAGAACUCGGCUCGAACAAGCGUCGUCGGCUCAGUAGACGCGUGCCGGACAAGGAUCUAUCUUACGAGACAGGUCCUAGACGUCGCGAGCGCCGUACUGUCGAUUAUAGAGUUGUUCGCCCAGAACUCAACGCGGUCUUCGACAAUGAUGACGAGGACGGGGCAGCACCUGCGAUCAACAAGUCACGUUCCAAGGCAGGUGGUGGAGCGUUUGGAACUCUGUUCAGCAACCAGGGUCCAUUCGGCGGAGGCCAGGUUGGCUUUGGUCAGGACGGUGAUGAUUCCGACAGUAGUGACGAUGAGGUCCAGAAAAUGCCUAGAGCUUUCGGCAGCAUGGUCGGGAUGACACCCACAGCAGCGACAGCACCAGGAUUCGGAGCUUUCCCGCAGGCUCAUAACAACUCGGCACAACAAGACAAAGGUUCCGGUGGUGGUCCAGCGAAUUUUGGCAAGAUCAAAGACAAAAAGGCCCUCGCUGAUGCCGAUCCGUUGGGUGUCGAUCCCAACGUCAAUUUUGAUGGUGUUGGUGGGUUGGAUGAUCACAUCAACAAGCUCAAGGAGAUGAUUAUGCUUCCUUUGCUUUACCCGGAGGUUUUCCAGCGCUUCAAGAUCACUCCACCUCGAGGCGUGCUGUUCCACGGACCUCCAGGUACUGGUAAAACAUUGCUUGCGCGCGCUUUGGCCUCCAGUGUCAGCUCCCAUGGCCAGAAGGUCACUUUCUACAUGCGCAAGGGCGCCGACGCUCUCAGCAAAUGGGUGGGAGAAGCUGAAAAGCAGCUCCGCACUCUCUUCGAGGAAGCUCGCAAGACGCAGCCCAGUAUCAUCUUCUUCGACGAAAUCGAUGGUCUAGCACCUGUCCGAUCCAGCAAGCAGGAGCAGAUACACGCCUCCAUCGUUGCAACACUGCUUGCCCUCAUGGACGGUAUGGAUGGUCGUGGGCAAGUUGUCGUCAUCGGCGCAACCAAUCGUCCCGACUCGGUCGACAAUGCUCUGCGACGCCCUGGUCGGUUCGAUCGUGAAUUCUACUUUCCUUUGCCCAACGUUGUAGGACGACGUGCUAUCCUCGACAUCCACACCAAGAACUGGGACCCACCGCUUGAUCCUAAGAUGAAAGAUCAGCUUGCGGAAUUGACCAAGGGCUAUGGUGGUGCCGAUCUUCGCGCUCUUUGUACGGAAGCAGCUCUGAAUGCAGUGCAAGGCACCUACCCGCAGAUUUAUCAGUCCGAAAAGAAAUUGCUCAUUCAUCCCAGUGAGAUCAAGGUUCUCGCUAAGGACUUCAUGGUAUCAGUGAACAAAAUGGUGCCUUCCUCACAACGAACAGCCAUGGCGGCAGCAGCUCCGCUUCCCAAGAGCAUAGAGCCGUUAUUACGAAGGCCUCUUGCAGGGAUCAUCAAACGCAUCGACGAACUCAUUCCUCGCAGGAAGCCGCUCACCGCGCUGGAAGAGGCAGAGUAUGACGAUCGUGAGGACGAGAAGGGAUUCGAGCGCGAAACCACUAUGCGCAACUUUGAAAGCAGCAGGAUCUUCAGGCCUCGUCUCCUCAUCACCGGCUUGCAAGGCAUGGGUCAACAAUAUCUGGGAGCUGCACUGCUCAGCAAGAUUGAGGGUCUCCACGUUCAGUCUUUCGAUCUGCCGACCAUCUUGGAAGACUCCGCACGAUCUCCUGAAGCUGCCAUCACGCAACUUUUCACGGAAGUUCGACGUCACAAGCCCAGUGUCAUAUACAUCCCGGCCGUGGACGUAUGGUAUAACACGCUGCCUCCAGCCGCUAUAAAGACCUUCAAACUUCUCCUGCGUAGCAUCGGUGCCAACGAACCGAUUAUGCUGUUAGGUGUCAUGGAGCUUGAGAAUGUCGAGACCAAACCCGAUCGACAAAUGCUGGUUGAUCUCUUUGGUUUCUCCCUCAGUAACCAAUUCGAGCUGAACCGACCGGACCAAGAAGGACGUUCUGAAUUUUUCAACUCCGUUAGCGAAUACAUCCGCAUGUCUCCUGUCGACUUUCCAGAUCUCGAGAACAGAAAGAAACGAGUGCUCCCUGUUCUGGAACCUGCGCCUAUCGUUGAGCCGGUUCUGGAUCCGAAGGAAAUCGCUGCGCGAGAAAAGAUGCAAAGGAAGCAAGACCAAUUGACACUGAACAAGUUGAAGAGCACCAUUCAACCAAUCAUGGACAACCUGAAGAAGAAACACAGAAGGUUCUUCAAGCCGGUUCUGGACCCAAGCUGGUAUGCGUACCUUAUCGAGGAGCAAAAUCCCAACCGUGUCACCAGUGAUUUGAGCCGGGAACAGCGAGAGGCAGAAGGUAUGACUCGACCUUGGGAGAUGUCGAAGGACAACAAGGGUGUAGGCGUGUUGCUGCACGUCGAGAGCGGCAACAAAUACUACAACCUCGACCUAUCACAAAUUGAGCAACGGCUUUCAAACGGGUACUACAAACGCCCCAAGGAUUUCUUGUUCGACAUCAAAACUCUGGCUAAGGACUCGAAAACAUAUCAAGAUGCAGAGCGAACGCUCAAAGCCAACGAGAUGGUUGCGAACGUGGAAGUGGAUAUAGAUUCUUGGUUUACCGGCAAGGAUGCCCAAUAUUUGUGGCUAACACAGGAGUGCGAUGCCCUGUAUGAGCGUGAGCUGCAGCGAGCAAAGAGAGCACAGGAAAAGCGCAACCAAGCGAUCGCAGAAGGCCAAGAGGUGCCUCCCGAGGUCCCCAUGGUACCGCCUGAGCAGUCCCACGGGACAACAGAGACUUCAGGCCCUAUCGUAUUGGGUGAGCCUAUACCUCGAUUUCCUCCUGUCACGCCAUUACGUCCGCCUCAUGACGGAUCACUAUCGAACGGUACAGGAGGCAGCGGUGAGCAUUCACACCAAAACGGAUCGACGGUGCCAUCUCAUGUGGCAGACGAAGACUUGCAUAUGCCGGACAGCCAACAAGACAUCACUGCCAGCACACAAGCCGAUCUCCAGUUCCAGACACCCAGCAAGCCUAACACACAGAUGACACAGAAGUCGCAAGUCUCCGCUCGAACCUUCGUCAACCCGAACAUGCUGCCCCAUGACUAUUAUAACAGUGCCAGCACCACUACAUCUGGCAAUCAGACCUCGAAACGUUCCUCCGAUAACAAGUUCGGUACCCAGAGCAGCAAUGGUGUCAGCCAUGUUGGCUUACCAGAGUUCAUUGCGCCGGCCGGUGGGUCACAGCUUCCAGACACACAAGAACAACAAUUCAUCAGCAGCCAACCAUCUGGAUCGCCGCCAUCGCAAACUUCUCAGCCCUCGCAAUCAUCGCAGAUGCCUGCGCCAGCUCCUCCAGCACAUAAGUCGAACAUCGUCGACAUACUUGCCGAGCCCCAGCCCGAGCCUCAACUCAUUCUUGAAGAGAGCUCCCUUGUACAGCUUCACGGAAAGCUCGUCACGGCAUCAUCAGGAUGCUCGCUCGAGCAACUGGAACAAGUCAAUGCCGCGCUCAUGGAGACCAUCUGGCAGCACCGCAGAGAGUACAACCGCAACAAGGUCAUCAACGCUGUUGCUGAUGCGUUCAACGUCAUCAUUGAGGAUAUUGAUACCAUGCAGAAGAUUCUCAAGCAAAGCCAAGAAUACGAGGACGAGCAGCAGCAGAUACAGUAUGAGUUUGACGCAAGCCAGGCCGGGGCCUACACACAGCUGCCUAGAAGUGAUUACUACAGUCGAACGCAGAUGGCUACGCAGAUAUAG
Molecule: messenger RNA, 4938 nt
Organism: Ascochyta rabiei
Lineage: Eukaryota; Fungi; Ascomycota; Dothideomycetes; Pleosporales; Didymellaceae
Product: TAT-binding protein-like protein 7, AAA ATPase
Exons: 2
Coding region: 1-4938 (1645 amino acids)
Biological process (GO): positive regulation of transcription by RNA polymerase II
Cellular component (GO): nucleus
Molecular function (GO): ATP hydrolysis activity; chromatin binding; histone binding
Source: RefSeq, a predicted model, not a curated record